CUAAGGUAGGUUCGCUGUUCCCGUCCGCGAUCAUUUGUGUAUUGAGUCGAUCCACAAGUUGUACCGUUCGUGCCUCCGUUAUAUAAACGUGGAGGUGGUAAUCUUCAAAAUACGCAAUUAACGUCGCGUGGGAUUCCGAAAAGUUUGGAUUAUAUCUGAAAGACAUUCGGAAUAGACUUGCGUUGUCUCAUCUGUCAAGGAGUUUGAAUUGUCGCCUCGACUUUCACAGGUGGUGAUUGCAGGCCUGACCUGGCCAGGCAAUAGCAUGGACACUCUGCUAUAGUGGACACUGUUGAUACUGGACAUGGUGUGUGGUGAAGUCAGGGGGAUGGGGAGACACUUGGGGGCACUGGUCAUCACUGCAGUGGUCAUCUGUCAGCUGGCAGCUGCUGUACCAGGGUCUUUCUUUGGUGGUCGUCUCCCACCGAGGAAGGAGUGGAAGACGACGUACGCAUGUGAGAACAGCAAAUUACACGUGGAGUGCAAUGAGGAUGAGGUCAUCCGCAUCAUGCUGGCCAACUACGGCCGCUACAGCAUCUCCGUGUGCAACAGAUACGGCGUUACAGAGGGCUGGAACCUUCAGUGCAUCUCCGUUCUGUCCUUCAGGGUUGUGUCAGAGAGGUGUGAUGGGAGACGACAGUGUGAAAUGAUGGCCAAUAAUAAUGUUUUCGGGGACCCGUGCCCCGAUACUAGUAAAUACGCAGAGGUGAAAUACUACUGCCAACCUGUUGAUACUCCAAAACCCCCUUCUCCUCCUACGUCUGCCACAACAUCAUCUACAACGCAAAGUACAAUACCUACAGAGCCAAGCACGACUACCACAACAACUACUACUACUACUACCCCCAGCACCACCCCCAUCCCCUCUUCGACAACAACUACCCCUGCUCUUACCACUGCUCAUCCCCCACCCCCUAUAUCCUCCGUCCCCACCCCCACCCCAUCCCCCACCCCCACCCAGCAAACAUCGUCAAUGGUUCUACCUAGAAAUAACACCAGAAAGCCAACGCUACCACCAGCUGAGAUUAGUAGUGGAAGGGAGACAACUCUUCCUCCUCGACCGCCAACCACAAACCGACCAUACAAUAUUCGGGUGUGCAAGACCGUGAGGGCUGAGGGGGUGUUAUGGCCAACAACUCUCAUUGGAAGAUGGGCAAAGGCAGCUUGCCCUGGGGAGCUUAUUGGCACUGCGAGAUGGCUGUGCAGUGAGAGAGGCUGGGUGGGCGGCCCUGACCUCAGUGAAUGUGUCUCUCCCUGGGUGAAGACGAUUGAUGCCAGUAUAGAUGAAGUGCUCCAAGGCGAUGCGUCGUCCCAGGAGGUGAUGACGAUGUUGGAGAACGUGACAGAACGCGAGAUCAAUGCAGGCGAUCUGAAACGCACAACCCAAAAACUGCUGCCGAAGCUGAACCAGGCUUUGAGAACGGAGAUGGAAGCCGCUCAGGAUGUGCCAGUUGCCAUUCGCAGGAAGAAGAUAAAGAAGUUUGCUCAGACAUUUGUGAACACAAGUAGUAACCUGUUGUCACGGAAACAGAAGAAGUCGUGGGACCUGCUGCCGAAGUCCCAGUCCCAGGAGGCGGCGACCUCACUGAUCAUCAGCGUGGAGAAGUCCGCCUUCCAUGUAGCCGAGGUCAUGGAGGUCAAUGAUGCCAGCACCAUGGUCAGCGAGAAUCUCGUGUUGGAGGUUAACGUGAAGAAUGUCCUUGGUGGCAUUGAACCCAUGACCUUCCCAUCCAAAGAGGUCAAGGAGGAUGCUUCAUGGAAUAAGAGGUCAAACCAUAUCUCCAUCCCAGCUCGAAGCCUUGUCAAUGCAGCCAAAAAAGGUGUGGUGACUGUUGUUUUCGUUGUUUACAACAACCUGGAGCAGUUCAUGCAGCCCAGGAUGCAGUCAGAGGAUCAGCCCGAGAAGGAGGUCAGAGGUCGAAGCACCUCAGACAUGUCCAAUGAGAUCAUCGUUACUUCCCCCGAGGAGGAGGAGAAGGAGAAGAAGAAGGAGAAGGUCGUCAACUCCAACAUCAUCUCAGCGUCCAUCAACAACAGAGAGGAGGUCAAGCUUUUUGAGCCUGUCGAAUACACUAUGCAACAUUUAAAUCCUGAAGUGAAAUCCAACCCCCUGUGUUCAUACUGGAAGAUGGAUGACAGUCAAAAGCGAGGGCAGUGGUCACAAGAUGGCUGCAGCAUGAUCCAGACAAACGACACCCAUACAACCUGCAAGUGCAACCACUUGACCAACUUCGCAGUUCUCAUGGACAUCACUGGCACCAAGCUGUCGCCGGGCCACAUCCUGUCUCUGCGCAUCAUCACCCUCGUGGGCUGCAUCAUCUCCAUCAUCUGCCUCCUCCUCACCUGGAUCACCUUCGUUGCCUUCAAGAACCUCCAGUGUGACCGAACCACCAUCCACAAACACUUGGUGUACAGCCUCAUGUUGGCCGAGAUUAUUUUUGUGGUCGGAAUUGGUCAAACAGAUCUAAAGAUCCUGUGUUCAAUCAUCGCCGGACUGCUCCACUUCCUGUUCCUAGUGGCUUUCGCCUGGAUGUGUCUGGAAGGUGUCCAGUUGUACGUCAUGCUCAUCGAGGUGUUCGAGACGGAGAGGUCCAGACUCAAGUGGUAUUACCUCUUCGGCUAUGGCGUCCCCCUCAUGAUCGUGGCUAUCUCUGCUGCCGUUUACCACCAGGGCUAUGGCACCGAGGCUCAUUGCUGGAUAAACACUAAGAACCACUUUAUCUGGAGCUUUGUGGGGCCGGCCUUGUUUGUCAUGACAGUGAAUGUGGCCAUGUUAAGUAUUGCUAUAUACAUGAUGUGCAAGCACGCUAACACUGCCAACUCACUGAAAGAGAAGUCCAAGCUGCAGAAACUCAGAGCUUGGAUCAAGGGGUCGCUGGUGCUGGUUGUGCUGCUAGGGUUGACUUGGAGCUUUGGUAUUCUGUUCCUCAAUCAGGAAUCCGUUGCCAUGGCGUACAUCUUCACGAUCCUCAACUCUUUGCAGGGAGCCUUCAUUUUCAUCUUCCACUGCAUCAUGAAUGAGAAGGUUCAGAAGGAAUAUCGCAAGAUAGCCCGUAGGACAACAUGGCUGCCCAAAUGUAUCCGUGUCAACUUUGGCGGCUACAACGGACACUUGUCAAGCUCCCCAAACCAGUCGUCUGGAUCCGGCCACAAUUACUUUUCGAGACUGUUUCCGGGCCGACGUCGCAACCGGUCACCAUCAGCUUCUACCAACAGCUCCACCAAGCCGUUCCUCAGCAGCAAAGGACAUCGCCAAAGUCUGACUGUCAGCUCCACCAGCCGGGAAAGCAGCUUGUACCCUUCCACCAUCAAUGGCUAUGUGUACACCGCCAACAACAACGACCCCCACAAGUCACCCACGAGUAACGGGAAGGGAUUCACACCCUUGUCUCCCUGCUUUGAAAAUGGCGGCAUUGCCGGCGACCUUUCGGAAGUCAUUGACUGCUCCGUGAUUGACAGCGAGGCAGUGACCGAGUAUUGCCACAACAAUCUUCAAGUCUGUGAAGAGAAGAAGCGGUAUUCCUCCGGCUCAGAAGAUUUCAAACCAGUUGAGGAAAUUGAACAUGACCGACUCUCCGCUCUCUCUUACAAUUCCGUAGCCAAGAAUCGCGAUUCAUUCAUCUCCGAUACUGAUGAGGACGGGAACAGUGAGACUGGAUUCACAGGAGAUAUGGAGAGGAAUCUUAUCAACAGGUUGGUGGUGCCAGGGUCUCGGAAGAACGGUGUGUCCAAAGUGAGAAAACAGUCUCCAUCACUGGGCAACAUCAAUGAUUGUAAGGUGGAUCCACAGCAAGAUAAAGUCAAUAGUAGCACGCCGAAUCUCAAGUAUAAAGACUCUAAGGGCAAAGCAGGUGUGGUGAAAGACGCUAGCAGUGUUGUUCAACACAGCAUGCCAGAUCUAAGUUCCAAAGCUGGAGGGGAAUCGACCACAGCUAAUGGACACGUGGAACCGUUGACCUUUGUGAAUACCAAAUCAAAGGUCAAACGGCUGAGUUCAGAUAUUCAAAUAAGGUUUGAUCCCCACCGAUUUGACCUCUCGUCAACGGAUUGUUGAAAUUUCAACAGUUUAAAUUUUCAACUUUGAAAAAAGCUUAGAUUGCUGAAAUUUAUCUGUUGAUAGAAAAAGUAUUUUUCUAAUGAAUGUCGGAAAUAUGUUCUUGGUUUUGAGAAACUCAUUGUUACACACUUACAGAUUGUAAAGUUGCAUUUCCCAAAUCAUCCACCUUGCCAAUAGACUACAAAGUUGUUACACGUAAUAACAAUAUUUUUAGUUAUGAACAUUGCCGGGUAGACUGUUCUUGCACUGCUUAACGAGGUACAGUAUUAACUGUUUUCAUCUUCCUAAAUCAAAAUACCGGUACACUUACUUUAAAACAUAACUGAAAAACCCCAGUACAAACAUGAUAAUGUUUGUGUUAUUUAGAAGAUAAUCAAGCAAGAAUGUGUGCCUUAAGAUAACAUUUGAGUUCAUGUUGCUGAAAUAGAUAUAAUUAUCCCAAACUAUAUUACAGUAUGUAUUCACAUUGGCAUUUCCAAAGAAAUGAACAUAUCAUUGUUGUUGUCAUGUUGGUAUUUGUGAACUGUUUAUAAAACAUUUUUCAGUAAAAGAGUGUCAGUUACAUUGGAAUUGAUAUGAUAUUCCUAUUUAAAAUGUUGUGAAUAUGAGUUUCGUUAAUAUUUGUGAAUGAUAUGAUCAUUCUCAUUUACUGAAAACUGUUCUAUAUUGUGUGCCAUGAUGUUCCUAGAACAAUCAGUGGCUGCUGUUUUUGAACAUCAAACUUUUUAUGUUACUCUGUCAUAUCCAUUUUCAACAUUUUGUUUGUUACAUAGUUCAACCUUAAUUUUGCUUUUCACUGCAAUGCAUUUUUGCCGACUGCUAUUUUUCAGAGGGUUUUGGUUAAAUCCUGUUUUAGUAUUACGUGAGGGUAAAGACUGUAGGUGGAUCUGAUAAGAUCAUGAAAACUGAUAUUUAGAAUGCUUUGGCAUCAGAAAAAAAGAAGCCCAAUGCAUUUUUAUACCUUUUUGUUUAUUUUUCUUAAUUAUUUCCAUGUCAUCUUAAUAUGAUUAUUAAGUUGGUGUGAUGGGUUAUUUCAUGAGGAAAUAUUAAUUUUAUGUCCAGGAUUGCAGUUAUCUUUUCAUAACAGUAUCUUUAUCUACUUAAAAAGCAAUUACAAAUACCGUACAUGUGAUUUUCUCUGUACACAGUAAUUAUUUUCAAGCAAACUUCUGAUGGCGAUCUGAUUUUAUAUUUUGCUUUCAUAUGUUUACUAGUUCUGUAGCGGUUCCAAACUUUUUCUGUUUGUGUGUGUACUAGGUGUACUGUUGAUCACAAAAAAAGGAUAUUUCCCUUAAGAAUCCAAAGCUUGCGCAUUUGAAAAUGACAUAAAUACUGAUGAUAUAUCCCCUUGGAAUUUGAAGUGGGACCAGAAAAGUGAUAUGUAUAUUGAAUUCAUUCCAAAUACGACUUACCAAACGUUAGGUGAAAACAUUAAAGUGGAAUUAAAGGAAAUAUAACACAAAAGGGCUGUCUAUGAAAAAUGGGUGAGACUUUAAAGGUUAUCCAUUGUAUACAGAAAUCUACCAAAUGGUUUGGUCUGGCCUUAAUGCUGUAGACAUUAUCCUUCACUUAUUUAUUAGCCUCAUUAUUGGCCACAGUAAAUUAAUUAUAACAUUUUCAUCCACACUUUUAAAAAAAUAUGGAGCUUUUUUUUUUUUUAAAACAAACUCAGAAUGACAGGUAGAGCUACGUACUCAGUGUUUGUCAUCAAGUAUAGAAAGCAGACAUACAUAGCAAUUUUUCUUAUUAUACGUUUUUGAGACGAAAAUCUAAUAGUUAAUUUAUUAUGGCCCGAGGUGAAUCUUCCAUCAAUAGAGUGCUGUAAGCAUCGAUGGUGCUAUCUGUGUACAUAGUUUACCUUAUGUAUUAUGUCCUGGAUGUACACUUCUGUGUUGUCUAACUGAAAAGAAACUGUGACCAGAUCUGGAUAGUAAGUUACAGCUGAAAUCUGUUAGUUUUAGCCAUUUUAGAAAAUUUGGACCUUUUAUUUUCAAGUUAUUAUGACAUGGCUGUGGUCACAUUCAUGCAAAAUCUGCAAGUUUUUAGGAUAGUAUUGUAUAGUCACUUGUUAACACACUGUUGUGUAAUGUAUUGUCUUCCUGGCAACAUGCCAUAUCCCAGUAAUGGCAUUAAACUCAUGUUUGUUAAAGUAUCAAGUGUGAAAGGGAAAAGGCCCUUCACAGGUUAAAAAAAUUAUUUUGAAUAAUAUAUGUAUAGACUUGAUGAAAACAUGUUUGUUACAUGGAGAAAGAAAUCCAAAGUUGAUUUUCCUGAUAAACCGCAGGAUAUAUUUGGUUUUGUGAAGUCUUCGACUUUUAGUACUCAUGAAUAGCAAAUUUUGUGUUAGCUAAACUAUUUCAGAAAUAGUCUGCGUUUUAUCUCAUUCCUUAUCAGAAAUGCAAAGUUUGAAAUUGACAAGUCUAUUGUCAUAACCUUUUGACUACUUUGUCUUUUUCAUUUGUCACAAGUCCAUGUGAGAUGUUAAAAUAUGAUAUGUAAAUAUUGUGGUUCUUUGUGCCGUCAUGAAGGAAACUUGAGCAUUUUUGCCAUAUUUAUGUCUUCUAUAGGACUGAAAUUGACAAGUAUGCAUGUACAUACAUGUCCAUCAUUCAUCUCGUUUCUCCUCGUCUCAUGAGUGGGACGCUCACAUUGUUGACAUGCCUGUAGCAAAUCUCUGUUUGCAUUGAUUAUAAAGGACCAAGUUAAUUCUUGAAGAAGACAAGAGUUGUGAAUGUACAUAUAAAUAUUACCAUGGUUUCUUGUGCUAGAUCAAAGGUGAUCACAUUUGUCCAUAAUUUUGUAUGAAAUUUCCAAUCAAUUGAAAAUAAAAUAAUGUACAUAUA
Messenger RNA from Haliotis rufescens (red abalone), 6900 nucleotides. Its product is annotated as adhesion G protein-coupled receptor L3-like. The record is from RefSeq and is a predicted model, not a curated record. Gene Ontology annotation, cellular component: membrane. The transcript is spliced from 24 exons. The coding region runs from base 305 to 4054 and encodes 1249 amino acids. Gene Ontology annotation, biological process: adenylate cyclase-activating G protein-coupled receptor signaling pathway; cell surface receptor signaling pathway. Gene Ontology annotation, molecular function: G protein-coupled receptor activity; carbohydrate binding. NCBI's taxonomy places the organism in Eukaryota, Metazoa, Mollusca, Gastropoda, Lepetellida, Haliotidae.